Molecule: messenger RNA, 538 nt
Organism: Suillus subalutaceus
Lineage: Eukaryota; Fungi; Basidiomycota; Agaricomycetes; Boletales; Suillaceae
Product: U6 snRNA-associated Sm-like protein LSm7
Exons: 5
Coding region: 90-452 (120 amino acids)
Biological process (GO): nuclear-transcribed mRNA catabolic process; mRNA splicing, via spliceosome
Cellular component (GO): U12-type spliceosomal complex; catalytic step 2 spliceosome; U6 snRNP
Molecular function (GO): RNA binding
Source: RefSeq, a predicted model, not a curated record
AUUUUUGCGUUUUCUUGUCUUGCUGCCAACAGCCUGCAACAGCCUUGCAAGCAAGUAAGCUGUGCUCUUGCACACAAGUCACUCAAUUAAUGGCAGAUCGCGGUCGUGCUCCAGCUAGAGGUGGUCGUGGAGGUCCUCCGCCUCGAGGUAGACCAAUUCCAGCUUCAUCCGAUGUCAAUAAAGGCAAGCGGGAAGCCAUCCUCGACCUGUCCAAGUACGUCAAUGAGAGAAUAAGGGUCAAAUUCACUGGCGGUAGAGAAGUGACCGGGAUCCUGAAGGGUUACGAUCAAUUGCUCAAUCUCGUCCUUGACGGGGUCGAGGAACAAAUUAAUGAGCCAGAACCUCAAACCCGCUUGCUGAACCUCGUAGUCCUUCGGGGACCCACCAUCACCCUCCUCAGUCCCGUCGACGGCUCAGAGGAGAUUGCAAACCCUUUCGUAGCUCAGGAGUAGAACGGUACCAUUCCUCUUCAGUAGUCCAUGCAUCCGUCUCCUGUUUGUACAAAUAAAUGUGACCGUUCGUUGCCUGACUACAUUCC